AUGUUCAAACAAAAUUCUUCCUUAACUUCAACAACAAGCAAACCAACACCGCCCUCGAGUACAGCAACCACUUCGCAAGCAUUCUCAUCAGCAUCAUUGGAGAAUCAUCAUCAAGGGAAUGAUAAGAAAAAGUUUAUAUCCCGAUAUCAACAUACAAGACAUAAUAUUAAGCAAACCAAUAAGCAAAAUAAUUUAGAAGAGUUACAGAAAAAGAAAAUGUCGCUGGAGGUUCUUCAAAGUGGAUUCAAAAAGAUGUCUAAUAUUAAAUCAUCCAUGUAUCAUCAAGUGAUGGAUGAGCUUCAUGAUGAAGAGCUAUUGAACAUAAAACCAAUUACAACAGCUUCAUCCUCUGCAUUUGCAAAAUGGCAAUCUGAGGCUGAUCAAAAGCAACCUUCUGUUCAAUCAACAUUUUCCUCAAGCGGUGCUCAGACAAAUAACCAUUCAAAUUCCAGUAAUAGAGAGCGAUCAAGAAGAUUUCUCGAAAGUUUGGAUAUUUUCAAUGAGAAUGCUGAAAAAUUCUCUUCUGCAAGCAAAGGGGUGGAUGUGAUUACGAAGCAGCAGGAUAUUGAAGAGCAACAUGAUGGAGAAGAGGAACAAUCGAUUGAUCAAUCGUCAAUUACAGAUCUCGAUGAAAAGGAACUGGAACAGGAAAUUGCAAGCUUGGAUCAGCAAUUAUAUGGAUUAAACACAAUCAUCAAUGACUCUUUCAAAAACGAUGAGCCUCAAUUGGACAUGCCUUAUAAGCAAGACUCGCACCAUUCUCAUAAUGAGCAACAACAUCAUUCUCCUCGUACAUCACACACAAAGAUUCAUCUUCAAGAAAAUCAUCAUCCAUCUCCUUACAAAGAGGAAAAGGAAAAGCUAUUUAAAUUAGAUCGCUUGAAAGAGCUGAUUGAGUAUAAAAAGGAGCUCGACCGGCGAGAAGUUCUGAUAGAAAGACUCAUAAUUGGACUGAGGAAGGAGAAUCAAAUGCACAGAUAUAAAUUAAAGGAAGUAGAAAAAUUUUGUAGUGAGUUUUCAUGGUCCCAGGACAACUUGCUGGAGGAUAUUAAGAGGAAUCUAUUUAGUGACUCUGAUACCACUUUGAAGAAUGAUGAUGAGGAUAAAAACCAGCAUUAA
This is a messenger RNA of Naegleria lovaniensis, 1119 nucleotides long. RefSeq lists its product as uncharacterized. The transcript has a single exon. NCBI's taxonomy places the organism in Eukaryota, Heterolobosea, Eutetramitea, Acrasida, Naegleriidae. The record is from RefSeq and is a predicted model, not a curated record. The coding region runs from base 1 to 1119 and encodes 372 amino acids.